Molecule: messenger RNA, 2293 nt
Organism: Mugil cephalus (flathead mullet)
Lineage: Eukaryota; Metazoa; Chordata; Actinopteri; Mugiliformes; Mugilidae
Product: ras-related protein Rab-26-like
Exons: 10
Coding region: 249-1007 (252 amino acids)
Cellular component (GO): endosome; Golgi apparatus
Molecular function (GO): GTP binding; GTPase activity
Source: RefSeq, a predicted model, not a curated record
AGGUGGAGUUUGGUGCCACAUCACAUGUAACUGCAGCCGCUCCGAAGCGCAGCGCCGAAGCUGUUGUCCUGAGAAAAGAGCGAGCUGUCAGGAGCAGGAAGCGGCGGAUCAACAACGGAAGCGAGAGCAUGUUGCGUUUCGCGACAAUUACACUUUGAGUUGAGAGGUGUGGAGGAACAUGCUCCCAGCGCACAGAUUCGUGUGCUUUGCUUGUGCGAUUCUGCUGAGAUUCACAGAGAUCUUGACAAAUGUCUCGCAAGAAGGCAGUUAAAGGCAAAGCCGCCGCCAGCAGCCCGUCUGCGGGCAGCCCCGCGGGGAAGGGGACCGGGAAAUCUGCGAGAGGCAGCCCGAGCAUUGUUCCGAUGAACGGGGUGGUCCAUCCCAGCAGACCCUCCAUCAGCAACAGCAGCGAGUUUUACGACAUCGCUUUCAAGGUCAUGCUGGUUGGAGACUCCGGUGUGGGGAAAACCUGCCUGCUGGUGCGUUUCAAAGAUGGAGCGUUCCUGGCCGGCAGCUUCAUUUCCACCGUCGGGAUAGACUUCAGGAAUAAAGUCUUGAACAUUGACGGAGUCAAAGUGAAGCUCCAGAUCUGGGACACAGCUGGACAGGAGAGGUUCCGCAGUGUCACUCACGCCUACUAUCGCGACGCUCACGCUCUUCUGUUGCUGUACGACGUCACCAACAAGAACUCCUUUGACAACAUACAGGCAUGGCUGACUGAAAUCCAUGAAUACGCCCAACAGGAUGUGGUGCUCAUGCUGCUCGGAAACAAGGCUGACGCUACUCACGACAGGGUGGUGAAGCGAGAGGACGGCGAGAGACUGGCUAAGGAAUUUGGGGUUCCCUUCAUGGAGACCAGCGCCAGGUCAGGUCUCAAUGUGGAGCUGGCUUUCACUGCUGUGGCCAAGGAGCUGAAGCACAGGUCCACAAAAGAUCCCAGUGAGAAGUUCAAGCUCCACGAAUACGUAAAUAAGGAGAUGAAAGGCGCUGGCUGCUGCAGGUCUUAAGAACCUGCCCGAGGCAGUCUUUGGAUUUGUAUGUGUGGGCGUGUGUGGGAUUGUUCCUAUUUAUACUGCUCGGGUUCCAGUCUGGCCUGAUCGGAGAUGCGGAGUCAGCAUCGGUGAGGUAUAAACCUUUUUGGCCCCAUUUUUGUUUUUUCCAUUAUGAAGCCCCCCCAUGUAUUGUCCUGUAAUCGAUUGUGCCCCCUCACCUCACCCACCUCGUUCUGUGGCUGUGAAUGUAGCCAGAGGUUAUAUGAUUUGCUUAGGACGAAGACAGGCCCUGUUAACGGACAUUUUCAUCCACGUGACACUGCAGUAUAACGUUUUGUGAUUAUCUUUGAGUUCUCUGUCACUUUUUUUUUUCUUUUUAAGAGACAAGAUACACGUUUUGUAAAAGAGUUUUCACGUUGAAUGUUGUGAAUGAAUGUUAAUGCGACUCGAUGUGUAGUGAUGUGUCUCCGGUGUUCACAUCAGUGAAGAUACAGGCUCCCCAGAGCCAGUGUUAGCUCACCAGCAUAGAUCCUAUUUAAGUAUUUCCACAAUUCAGCUUUGUAUAUUUGGGAACAUGUAUUACUUCAACAGAACAGUAAAAGCAAAUAGAUGUUGCUACUUUGGUUACAAAGACACCGAGUUUUGGUUUAGAGACUCUGAAUUCAUUUUAGUAUACAGAAGCGGACUCAUUAUUUGGAUUUUUCUUUACAAUAACACAAGGUCUUGGAGGGCACUAAUGCAACCUCUCAUGUUGAAUAUUAUAUGCUCAGACACUGUAAGUAACCUAUACACAAUUUUUGACAAAUAUGGUGUAAAUAAUCAACACUUUUCUUCUGCAUGUAAAAAAACAAACAAACAAAAAAAAACAGUUUCAAUAGAAGGGAAUUAGCACUUUAUCUUUUGGGGAAUAAAAAGUUGCAUAAAGUAUUGUAUAUGGAACGCAUUGUAAAUGUCUCUGUAUUAAUUCCAUGUAGUAGGCCGCUUUGAUUGUAUUUUUUUUGUAUUUUUCCAUACAUACAUUAAUAUAUAAAUGAGGGAUAUAGUGCCAUGAUUUCUUAAACACUUCUUAUAACAGUACUUAACCUAUUCUUUAUGUAAAGAGGCUUCUGCUCAUAUGUCUGUUGGUUUGGUAGACCUCAUCUUAGUCGUAGAAGUCGUAUAAAUAGACUCUCUGUACAGUCCUCACGGCACAGUCUCGUGUUUUUUCCGCUCUUGAUGUUCGGUUUCACUACCUUUCAGUGUGUGACUUCUUUCUUGUAACCAAAAGUUAACGACAAUAAAACAAAACGAUGUACAAUAAA